Molecule: messenger RNA, 3077 nt
Organism: Cottoperca gobio
Lineage: Eukaryota; Metazoa; Chordata; Actinopteri; Perciformes; Bovichtidae
Gene: mat2ab
Product: methionine adenosyltransferase 2Ab
Exons: 9
Coding region: 162-1349 (395 amino acids)
Biological process (GO): S-adenosylmethionine biosynthetic process
Molecular function (GO): ATP binding; methionine adenosyltransferase activity
Source: RefSeq, a predicted model, not a curated record
GCGCCAUGAGGCUCAUGCUCGAGGAUCAAUACACCGAGGAACCAGACUGUCCUUUGGGAGCGGAAGGAAAACGCAGCGGCACUGCUAGUAGAAGUGAAACAUAGUUGUCUUUAUAUUAACGCCGUAACAGUUUUACAUACCAGCAGCAGCCGUUAACGACAAUGAACGGACAGAUGAAUGGUUUCCAUAACUCCCUCAUUGAUGAGGACUGCUUCUUGUUCACCUCAGAGUCGGUCGGGGAAGGACAUCCCGACAAAAUCUGUGAUCAGAUCAGUGAUGCAGUUCUUGAUGCCCACCUUAAGCAGGAUCCUGAUGCCAAAGUUGCAUGUGAGACUGUUGCCAAGACUGGGAUGAUCCUGUUGGCAGGUGAGGUGACAUCACGUGCCACAGUGGACUACCAGAAAGUUGUUCGCGACACAAUCCGCCAAAUUGGAUAUGACGACUCUUCCAAAGGCUUUGACUAUAAGACCUGCAAUGUUCUUGUGGCCUUGGAGCAGCAGUCUCCGGACAUCGCUCAGGGUGUUCAUAUUGACCGCAACGAGGAAGACAUUGGAGCAGGUGACCAGGGCUUGAUGUUUGGAUAUGCCACUGAUGAGACAGAGGAGUCUAUGCCUCUCACAAUUGUCCUUGCCCACAAACUGAACGCUAAGAUGGCUGAGUUGCGUCGUAAUGGCACCCUUCCAUGGCUCCGGCCAGACUCAAAGACACAGGUUACGGUCCAGUACCGCCAGGACCGUGGCGCCAUGCUUCCAGUGCGUGUGCACACAGUUGUCGUCUCUGUUCAGCAUGAUGAGGAUAUUUGCUUGGAGGAGAUGAGAGACACCCUGAAGGAAAAGGUUGUCAAGGCUGUUGUUCCAUGCAUCUAUUUGGAUGAUGACACAAUCUACCAUCUGCAGCCCAGUGGGCGAUUUGUUAUUGGAGGCCCACAGGGUGAUGCUGGCCUGACGGGGCGUAAAAUCAUUGUUGACACUUAUGGAGGCUGGGGAGCUCACGGCGGCGGGGCCUUCUCUGGGAAGGAUUACACAAAGGUGGACCGCUCUGCUGCUUAUGCUGCACGCUGGGUGGCCAAGUCUCUGGUGAAGGCUGAGCUCUGCAGGAGAGUUUUGGUCCAGGUUUCCUAUGCCAUUGGAGUUGCCCAUCCCCUUUCCAUUUCUAUCUUCCACUACGGGACCUCCCACAAGAGUGAGAGGGAGCUGCUUGAUAUUGUGAAGAGAAACUUUGAUCUCCGUCCUGGAGUUAUUGUCAGGGAGCUGGAUCUGAAGAAGCCAUUGUAUCAGAGGACCGCAGCCUAUGGCCACUUUGGCCGAGACUCCUUCCCAUGGGAAGUGCCCAAAAAGCUCAAAUACUAAACAUGUUAAGCUUUUCCCCCCCAGGCCUGUUGGUGUAUACUACAGAGAAGCCUCCUAGGUUCCGGGGGUGAAAUGCCCUUAUCUCUCUCAUAGUAAUGGUAUCUUUAACACAUGACUCCUUCCUCACUCCAACUCCCUCCUUUUGUCUUCUUGUUGUUUUCUGCUGGUUGCAGUAUCAUACUGGGUUAUAGGAGGCAUGCCUCAGAAACUUGAUGUUUAAAGAACCGGGUGGGUUCCAUGAACUCAUGCACCAUCAUACUUGAUGUUCUCCCACGUCUUGAGGUUCCCCUGCUUCUUGUGAUAGACCCUGAAUAGUGAAUAGCAGUGCUCAGUUCUGCUUUUGGCAUUCCAUACGUCAUUAUCGUCUUUUUAUUUAGCAUCAUGUCGAUUGGAUCUUAGGCUAUAUGCUAUGCCCCUCUUAAUUCACUGGUGCUACUGAUGUAAGGAGUCUGCGUGACAUCUACAUUUUGCAAGGCCAUUUAGAAGCAUCAUUUGAUAGUCGGUUGUCUCGUAUAGCGCCUUCCCAAUCAAGUCUAGUGUCUUUCUAAACAUUCCUCCUAUGUCAGUCUGGUACAAUUAUUCCCUGACCCAGUGUUCUUCAUCCUUUUUUUUGUUAGUUAUACCCCUUGUCUUUUGUGGAGGAUGCUAGAAUGGCGCGACUAAAAAUGUAAAGGUUGUUGCUGUUUUCUCACAAAAAAUGCUAUGCAUUGCAGGCUAAUGGGCAAGCCAAAUCCUAAUUAUUCAAGCUCUUAAAUGAGCAUAGGGCCUCAGAUGCCCCUACAGACCGUUGCUGAUUUCUGACGUAAUACAGAAAAGUCAGAAGCUGCUAUGUCACUGCUCUGGUCUGCAGAGGUAUUUGUUAUACUUGAUACUAAAAGCAAAAAUUGGAUUGUUUAUGCAUUGAAAUUCAAUUUUAAAUGAGUCCUUUUUUUAAAUGUAGUUUCACUUGCAUUUUUAUGGUUUGAAGUGACUAAAGGUCCUUUUUACUCCUUAAGUAUAUUGAUGGCAGGUGUAGCUACAGAGAAACCUAGUCCAGUCUUUAUUCUUAAAGGAGUGUGUUCUUUGCCACAGAGUCUUAUUGGCUUGACGUCAAACCGUAACACUAUUUAUUUGUUCUCUGAAACUUGGCGUGAAUACAGAGAAGCCGAGGUUUCAGAAGGCAGCUUUAAACACACCUGGCUAUUAAAUCGUGAAUUCCUUUUUGACUUGACCAUUUUUCAGUGUUUCGCUUGAGGCUCCAGAGUGUUGUACAGAAAAGCUUUGGUCCGCCUCAACAAGAAAGUGUCACUGGCUACUGUUGACUAUUUUACAAUCUACUUUUUAUUUUUGGACUAGAUUAUAUUUUUAAGUGACUUGGUUUGGAAAUCUCAUUUAAAAUAUCUGGUGCAAUGCUUUAGCUUUUACCUAUCCUCAAUGGAAUGGCAACAUUUGGUUGGUGUAGUACAGAGAAACCAGCCUUGUUUACAUGGCCAUCUCAUGUGUGGGAUAGGUUCAAGUUUGGGUUUUGUUCCCGGGUUUUUUUUUUUUUUACCACUCAGAGGUCAUCCCGUUGGCUACAGUAAGUGUAAGAGUGCCUUUUCUAUUUCCUCUACUCCCCAUUUGCUUUAUCUCUCCUCCUACCCACAUGCGCUCAACUUUCAGAGGAACCAGUAGCUCAUACUGUAUUUUGCUUCAUGUCUACACUGGGUAGUUUCCUUAUGCUCUGUAAUAAACAACUACUCCUUUCAA